This is a messenger RNA of Lachancea nothofagi CBS 11611, 1491 nucleotides long. The record is from the annotation of a GenBank genome assembly. Lineage: Eukaryota; Fungi; Ascomycota; Saccharomycetes; Saccharomycetales; Saccharomycetaceae.
AUGUCAGACCUCACCUUCACUCCCGAAGUGCAAGCACUCCUCGACUUUGACAGAAAACACCUCUGGCACCCGUAUACCUCCAUGAGCAAGCCCUUGCCCGUCUUCCCCGUCAAAAGCGCCUCGGGAGCUACCAUAACCCUGGACGCCCAAACCAGCGACUCCAAAGACGCCACCCUCAUCGAGGCCAUGUCGUCGUGGUGGUGCAUGAUCCACGGCUACAACAACCCGGAAUUGAACGAGGCCAUGAUCUCCCAGAUCAAAAGCAUGUCGCACGUCAUGUUCGGAGGCCUCACGCACGGCCCGGCGGUCCGCGUGGUCCAGAAACUCCUGACGCUGAUCGACCACAAAAACCUGCAAUGCUGUUUCCUGGCCGACUCCGGCUCCGUGGCUGUGGAAAUAGCGCUGAAAAUGGCGUUGCAGUACGAGUUCACGAAAAACGGGGACCACAGCAACGACAAGGCCAAGUUCCUGACCAUCCGCAACGGCUAUCACGGCGAUACGUUCGGCGCCAUGAGCGUGUGUGACCCUGUCAGCUCGAUGCAUUCGAUCUACACCGGCUAUCUGCCGCAAAACAUCUUCGUGUCGGCGCCGACCAUGCUCGACACCCUGCCUACGUCCAACGCCUUUGCAACCCGGCCUGAGGUUUUUGCCGCGGGGAACAUGGGCUGGGACGACCACGACAUCGACGAUUUCAAGAAAGCCGUGGAAACCCGCCACUCGGAGAUCUGCGCCGUGAUCCUGGAACCCAUUCUGCAAGGCGCAGGCGGGAUGCGGCUGUACCACCCGCAGUACCUGAUCGAGGUUCGCAAGCUGUGCGACCGGUUCGAGAUCCCGCUGAUCAUGGACGAGAUCGCCACCGGGUUCGGAAGAACUGGCGCCAUGUUCGCGUUCCAGCAUUGCAGGACGUACCAGGACAUGCAGGGGAUCCAGCCACAAAAGCAGGUGGACGUGUACCCGGACAUUCUGUGCGUUGGCAAAGCGCUGACGGGCGGCUACAUGACGCUGAGCGCUGUGGUGACAACCGAGCACAUCAAGAACGUGGUGUCGAGCUCUGGCAGCGUGACGGGCGGAUGCUUUAUGCACGGACCGACUUUCAUGGGCAAUCCGCUGGCGUGCAGCGCAGCGGACAAGUCGCUGGAGAUAUUGUUGCGAGGCCAUUGGCGGCAGCAAGUGGACAGCAUUGAGUCGCAGCUGGUGGACCAGCUGUACGUGGCGCUGAACGGCAACGAGCAGCUGAUGCACUCGUUGGUGCGAAACGUGCGCGUGGUGGGCGCGGUGGGGGUGGUGGAGCUGACGGGCGCGGUGGAUUCGGCGUGGUUCCACGACAGGUUUGUGGCCAAGGGCGUGUACGUGCGGCCUUUCGGGCGGCUGAUCUACAUCAUGCCGCCAUACGUGAUUUCGCGCGAAGAACUGGCGAGGGUGACGCGCACCAUUGUGGCCGUGCUGGGCGAAUGGAAAGCGGAGCUCGAGGCACGUGAUGUGGUCACGUGA